Molecule: messenger RNA, 1232 nt
Organism: Paramisgurnus dabryanus
Lineage: Eukaryota; Metazoa; Chordata; Actinopteri; Cypriniformes; Cobitidae
Gene: admp
Product: anti-dorsalizing morphogenic protein
Cellular component (GO): extracellular region
Molecular function (GO): cytokine activity; growth factor activity
Source: RefSeq, a predicted model, not a curated record
UCCAGCUCCAAAGAACAUCUCUGAGGAUUUGCGCACUAGCACCGGUGAAAAUGUUGCCAAUAGUGAUCUGGAUCUCACUGGUGGGAUUUACCAUCAGCAGACCGUCUCUCAAUUACCUGGAAAACCACUCGGCGGUGGAAAACGAGUCUGGAGAAGUGCGUACAGAGGCGAUCAAGAGGCUUUUGGAAGUGUUUGGGAUGGAUGAUCCUCCCGCAGCUCUGUCUCGGGGACACAAACAGCCACCGCAGUAUAUGUUGGACCUGUACAACACCAUAGCUGAUGUGAAUGGGGUCACCAAAGAUCCAUCUCUCCUGGAAGGAAACACAGUCCGCAGUUUCUUCGAUAAACUGCACAGCGACCUUGUCGAGUUUCGCUUCAACCUGUCCACAGUUGCAAGGAGUGAGAAGGUCCUCACAGCUGAACUUCAUCUGUUCAAGCUCAGACCUCAAGCAUCGCUCACCUUUAACAGACAUCACUUCUGUCAGGUCAAUGUUUACCAGGUUCUUGAUAGCAGCAAGAUGAACAUCUCUCAAGGGAGAAAGCUGCUUUCUUCUAGACUGAUUCCUGUUCACUCCAGUGGCUGGGAGGUUUUUACCAUCACACAAGCUGUGAGGUCCUGGAUGUCCGAUGAGGGCAGUAAUCUUGGUCUCCUGGUCACGGUGAGAACUCUUGCAGGCCUUCAGAUGGACCUGAAAACUGUACGUUUUGCAUCAGGCCAGAAUCACCACCACAGUAAGCAGCCCAUGCUGGUUCUCUUUACUGAUGAUGGCAGACGGGCUGCAUCUCUGGAGGGCGCUCCUAAAGGUUCAGAGAUAUCUACUGCCGGAUCCAGUCUUCCAUUCCCCAACCCUCAUAUUCCAUCACCCGCCCGUCGCAUCGCUCGCUCCACAGAUUACGAUGAGAACGGUGAGAAGAUGUCUUGUCAACGGCUGCCUCUCUAUGUGGACUUUGAGGAGAUCGGCUGGUCUGGAUGGAUCGUUUCUCCACGUGGCUACAACGCGUACCAUUGCAAAGGUUCCUGCCCGUUCCCGCUGGGACAAAAUAUGAGGCCCACAAACCACGCCACAGUGCAGUCUAUCAUCAACGCUCUAAAGUUAACCAAAGGCAUCGAGACCCCGUGCUGUGUACCAGACAAACUGUACAGCAUUAACCUGUUGUACUUUGACGAUGAUGAGAACGUUGUUUUAAAGCAGUAUGAUGAUAUGGUAGCGGGCAGCUGUGGGUGCCAUUGA